AUGAAUCAACUUAAAGACCCUAAAUCGGAUCUUUCUAUAACAAUAAAUACUGCAACAGAAAUCUAUACUCUCAAAAAACCAUUUCUUAUUAAAUAUUGCGAAAAUAAACAAUUUAAAUCAACAGGUACAACUAGUGAAUUAAGAGCUAGACUUAGUAGAUACUUAAAAGGCACCAUAACAUUAGACGACAUAGAUAACACAUUAAGCAAAGAAGAAUGCGAUUUAAUUUUAAUCAAAGCAAAAACUAAUAAAAUCGAUUUUAAUAAAUUAGAAAAAGAAGCAGGAAUACUUGAUUCGAGCGAUUCGAGCACUGACACAAAUACAAUUAAUAAAUUAACUUCAGACAGCUUUUCAGAAAUAUCAAAAGAUAAUUUAAAAUUAUACGAUAAUAUUAAUGCCAGUACAAGCUCAUUUGUGAAUAACACCGAAAAUAUUCUAACAAAUUCAGAUAUAACUUACCAAAAUUGUCAAAAGGAAAGUUCUGAUACUUAUGAAAAUAUAUUAAAAAAUCUUAAGAUUAAUGAUACUUCUAAUAAUAUUUAUGAGGAAAUAAAAUUAAAUACUCAACCAGAAAAUAGUGAGAUUAUUGAAAAUAAGUUAAUAAAUCUUAAUAAUUCAACAACUAUUGAUUCUAAUAACACAAGUGAAAAACCAAAAUUCAAAAACGAAAACACAGCAAUAAAAAAAAAUAAUCAAAAAGGAGAUAACCUAAACUCUGAAAUUCAUUCUACUCUGUUAAAUAAACAAACACAGAUAAUGACAGAAAAAAUUCUAAUGAUUCGACCAGACCAGUUCUCAGGUAAUGAAGACGUAAGAAAAUAUUUCAAGCAAUACGAAAAAGCAGCAGAUGUAAACGGUUGGAAGGACGAAGAUACAGUAAGAUUUUUAUCGAUAUUCGUAAAAGGUACAGCAAGCAUAUUUUUGGAAAAUUUGGAGGACAAACAUAAUAAUUGGACAUGGAAUGAUUUGAAACAGGAGUUUCUCGACGAAUUUCAACCAAUCGGUUACAAUACAAUUUUAAAAACUAGAUUAGAAAAUAGACGUCAAGGAGAUACAGAGUCUAUAAUGAGUUUUGUAACAGAAAUAGAAAAUAUAUGUAGACAACUAAAUAAAAAUAUACAGGAAGAAGAAAUUUGCACUUAUAUUUUAAAGGGAUUAAAAGAGACAGUCUUACAUGCGAUUUCAUUACACGACAAUAGCAACCUAAAGGAACUAAAGAAAAAUUUAAAAAAAUUUGAAUUGAUGCAAUUUCGAAUUAAUAACAGAGGACCAGAAUUAAGUGAUUAUACAGAAAUGCUUAGUGAACAUGUAUCUCAACUAAACCAAAAAACAAAAGAAAAAGGAAGAGAAAUCGAUGAACUAAAAAGACAGUUAAUAGAAAGAGAUAGAGAAUAA
Molecule: messenger RNA, 1395 nt
Organism: Macrosiphum euphorbiae (potato aphid)
Lineage: Eukaryota; Metazoa; Arthropoda; Insecta; Hemiptera; Aphididae
Source: the annotation of a GenBank genome assembly